AUGGUUGCCUACUGUCAAGAAGUCAAGAACCUUUCAGACCAACUCAUUGAUGUGGAUGCUCAUGUUGAUAAUCAACGUUUGGUACUGCAACUUAUCAUUGGCCUUACAGAUCAAUGCGAUAGCAUUGCUACCCUUCUCCAACAAUCCACACCGCUUCCCAACUGCUACACUACCCGAUCAAAGUUAUGUCUUGAAGAAACUAGGAAAUCUCUACAAACACCCACUGGUAAUGCCCUUACAGCUUCAUCCAUCACCACAGUCGCAUCGCCAUCAGCCAAUGUCGUGACUUCUGGCACUCACGGUCAGGGUGAUAUCUCAGAAACGCCCCAAUCUUACCAUCCUUGGUCUUCAGUUAGAGGCACAUCUGAAGGUCUUUAUCGUGGCAAGGGCAGGGGUAUGCAUGGAAGGGGUCGGGGACGCGGUCAUGCGCGCAUAUCAUACACUCAACAACAGCAGCCGCCAUGA
This is a messenger RNA of Lactuca sativa (garden lettuce), 465 nucleotides long. Lineage: Eukaryota; Viridiplantae; Streptophyta; Magnoliopsida; Asterales; Asteraceae. The record is from RefSeq and is a predicted model, not a curated record.